GAGAGAGAGAGAGAGAGAGAGAGAGAGAGAGAGAGAGAGAGAGAGAGAGAGAGAAGAGAGAGAGAGAGAGAAAGAGAGAGAGAGAGAGAGAGAGAGAGAGAGAGAGAGAGAGGGAGAGAGAGAGAGAGAGAGAGAGAGAGAGAGAGAGAGAGAGAGAGAGAGAGAGAGAGAGAGAGAGAGAGAGAGAGAGAGAAGCAGAUUCCUCUGGAUUCCUGAGAAAAAUAAUCUUUGUAUCUGUGACUGUCCUUUAAGUCAGUCCCCCUCCCCUUUUUCUUUCCACUUCUUUCAGUCUGUCUGCCUGUCUAUGUAUCUAUCCAUGUAUUUGUCCCUACCGAGAAACAUUCCUAGAAGCUGCAUAUUUGCAAGAGCCGGGAAGAAACUCGAGGAUGCUUAAAUUUUCACAGUGACACGAAUUCUGACAGCCCCAGGGAAAACACACAUUCACACAUAGACAUACAACAACAACAAUCAAAAUCCACCUGUCACAGCGACAGAGGCUCGCAGGCGGGAGAGAGGCACCCAAGAGAAGAGAAAGCUACAGGCCGAGACUUGAUCAGAGCCAACCAGCCCCUUCGCUCCAAGACUGUCAGCAUGAGCAAGCCGACGGGAUCAACAAGUCGUAUUUUAGACAUCCCCUGUAAGGUGUGUGGGGAUCGCAGCUCUGGAAAGCACUAUGGAGUAUAUGCCUGUGAUGGGUGCUCAGGUUUUUUCAAACGGAGUAUAAGGAGGAAUCGUACCUAUGUCUGCAAAUCUGGAAACCAGGGAGGCUGCCCAGUGGAUAAGACGCACAGAAACCAAUGUAGGGCUUGUCGCUUGAAGAAGUGUUUGGAAGUCAACAUGAACAAAGAUGCUGUGCAACAUGAGCGAGGACCCAGGACGUCUACUAUCCGCAAGCAGGUGGCCCUGUAUUUCCGUGGCCACAAGGAGGAGAACGGUGCAGCCCCUCACUUCCCUUCCGCAGCCCUGCCGGCCCCGGCUUUCUUCACUGCAGUCACGCAAUUGGAACAACAUAACCUGGAACUGGCGGCGGUGUCUGGUACCCCAGAGAGGCAAACACUGGUGGGACUGGCUCAGCCCACGCCCAAGUAUCCCCAUGAGGUGAAUGGAGCCCCCAUGUAUCUCUAUGAAGUAGCUACUGAGUCUGUAUGUGAAUCAGCUGCCAGACUGCUUUUCAUGAGCAUUAAAUGGGCGAAGAGUGUUCCAGCCUUCUCCACUCUGUCCUUGCAAGAUCAGCUGAUGCUUUUGGAAGAUGCUUGGAGAGAACUGUUUGUUCUAGGAAUAGCACAAUGGGCCAUUCCAGUUGAUGCUAACACUCUACUGGCUGUAUCUGGCAUGAAUGGCGAAAAUACAGAUUCCCAGAAGCUGAGUAAGAUCAUCUCUGAAAUCCAGGCUUUGCAAGAGGUAGUGGCCAGAUUCAGACAACUUCGGCUGGAUGCAACUGAAUUUGCCUGUCUCAAAUGCAUUGUCACUUUUAAAGCUGUACCUACACACAGUGGUUCUGAACUCAGAAGUUUCCGGAAUGCGGCCGCGAUUGCAGCACUUCAGGAUGAAGCUCAGCUAACACUUAACAGUUAUAUCCACACCAGGUAUCCCACUCAACCUUGUCGUUUUGGGAAACUCCUAUUGCUUCUGCCAGCCUUACGCUCCAUUAGCCCAUCAACAAUAGAAGAAGUGUUUUUCAAAAAAACCAUUGGCAAUGUGCCAAUUACGAGACUGCUUUCAGAUAUGUACAAAUCCAGUGAUAUCUAAUCUCUGCCGAACAUGCACGGUCUUCAGGAUGGACAAUGUCAGAUGAACUUUUACCUUUGGAGAACAAGCCUCAACUAACAAAACCUUCAGGAAGCAUAAAUCUGGGAAUGUGUAGCCUUUGUGGGAAAAAAAUGAAAAUAAUUAAUUGGCACAAGACUAUUCCAGUAGAUAUGACCUGCUGCCUCUACAGAAGAUUGUAGAUCUGAAGAAAGGACAAUUGCUUAAUAGGACACCCAGAGUAAAGAGAACUCAUCAAUUCCCUUUCCCUGUGGGAGGGAUCCAUGAUUGCUGGUUGCCACUGGCCAUGCUAUUCUAUCACUCACCAGGAAGAUGAUUCUGAAAAAACAAAAGCCAAAAUAAAGUAUUUCAUUUUUCCUAUUCAGUAUAUGAAGUUGGGUUACCAAAAAUUGCUCUGGAGGUAAUACACUGUAUUGCAGCCUUCAGAAUGGUAACUUACAUUGACAAAUUCAUUCCUAAUACAAUGGGCAACAUUCUAAAUCAAAUACUUCACCAAACACUUUCCUUCUGUUGUAAGAUAUCAUGAAGUGGCCUUCAUAAUGAGUUGAAAAGUGUUUUAUGGCAUUGAUUCUUUUUUUUCCUCCUUUUUUAACAAUUGAAGGCCAGGCAAUCCUAUUAAACUAACUGGUGAACAAAAAUGACUCUCUCAUCAGGACUGCAGUUUGGAUAACAUCUCAAAGACAGAAGAGUUUUAUAAAAAAGAAUACAAGUCAAAGAAGGAAGGAUAAAACAGCAAAACCAAAUAAAGCAGAGAUGUCUCACUGAGUGAGCUGAUUGCUGUCCCGUUGGCAUAGUGCUGAAACCAAAGGCAAUGGGGUCCGAACUCUUGGUCCAAUGAGACAUGCAGAACAGCAAUUGAAUAUAAACAACAUGCUAGAAUGAACUUCAAAGAAAUAGACACUAAAGGUUUCUUAACUGAUAAACUGCUAACAGUCUCUGAGACUCUACAAUGCCUUUCAGAAAACUUUGGGUUCUCAGUAAAGCCUUGUUCACACACACGCCCACAUAUAUACUCUCUCUCUCUCUCUCUCUCUCUCUCUCUCUCUCUCUCUCUCUCUCUCUCUCUCUCUCUCUCUCUCACUCACUCUCUCUCACUCUCUCUCUCUCUCUCUCUUUCUCCUUCCCCCCUCCCUCUCUCUUUCUCUUAAUCUCUCCUCUUUCUCUCUCUCCAUGUCUCCUCUCUCUCCAUCUCCCCCCUCCAUCUCUCUCCCUCUUUCUCUUCUCUCUCUCUGUCCUUCCUUCUCUUCUCUCUCUCUGUCCUUCUCUUCUCUUCUCUUCUCUUCUCUUCUCUUCUCUUCUCUUCUCUUCUCUUCUCUUCUCUUCUCUUCUCUUCUCUUCUCUUCUCUUCUCUUCUCUUCUCUUCUCUUCUUCUCUUCUCUUCUUUUCUCUUCUCUUCUCUUCUCUUCUCUUCUCUUCUCUUCUAUUUCUCUCUCUCUCUCUCUCUCUCUCUCUCUCUCUCUCUCUCUCUCUCUCUCUCUCUCUCUCUCUCUCUCUCUCUCUCUCCCCUUCCUCCUCUCCCCCCACCCUCAACACAACCUUACAUUAUACGCUGCUUCUUUGAUAUGAGACUAUACUUAUGGAAAUGUAGAAACAAACAUUUGAAGAUAGCUGCUGUACUUUUCAUGUUUUGAUUUGUUAUUAGAUACUAGCCCUGAGAAAAAUCAGCACUUGGCCUAUCAUAGGAUGAGUAAAACUUUUCUUGUACAAAGUGAAUUAACAGAUUUGUGAAGUUAAAAAGUUGUACUCAUUGUAUUUACAAAGAAUAAAAAUAUAUUGAAUUUAAA
Molecule: messenger RNA, 3551 nt
Organism: Monodelphis domestica (gray short-tailed opossum)
Lineage: Eukaryota; Metazoa; Chordata; Mammalia; Didelphimorphia; Didelphidae
Gene: NR2E1
Product: nuclear receptor subfamily 2 group E member 1
Biological process (GO): regulation of DNA-templated transcription
Molecular function (GO): DNA-binding transcription factor activity; sequence-specific DNA binding; zinc ion binding
Source: RefSeq, a predicted model, not a curated record